Messenger RNA from Erythranthe guttata (spotted monkey flower), 1132 nucleotides. RefSeq names its product phloem protein 2-A14 (gene PP2-A14). NCBI's taxonomy places the organism in Eukaryota, Viridiplantae, Streptophyta, Magnoliopsida, Lamiales, Phrymaceae. Gene Ontology annotation, molecular function: protein binding. The record is from RefSeq and is a predicted model, not a curated record.
AAAAAAAAAUACAUAUCCCAUUAAUUAAUUUAAAUUAUUAGAAAUAUACUUUUUUUAAAAUUAAUUUCUAGGGUUUAUGGGGGCUGGUUUAUCUUGUUUGGCAACUGACGAUCAGAAAUCCGCCAUUAAUACACCUUCAAAGCUUGGCCUUGGGGACUUGCCAGAAAGCUGUAUUGCUCUGAUUCUUUCACGUUUAAACCCUAGUGAUAUUUGUAGAGCGGCACGUGUGAACAGAACAUUUCGGCGUGCUUCUUUGUCCGAUCAUGCGUGGGAAACAAAGUUGCCUGAAAAUCACCAGAUUCUUCUGCAGAAGCUGUUUAUUAGUUGUAAUAAUAAUAAUAUUAAUCCACAGGUUUUGAGCUACAAGGAGACUUACGCCAGAUUGAGUUCUCCUAUUCGCUUUGCCGCAGACACAAAGGAAGUUUGGUUGGACGAGGGUAGAGGUGGAAUAAGUGUGGCUAUUUCUUGGAAGGGAAUGAAAAUUACUGGCGUAGAUGAUCGUAGAUACUGGACCCACAUCUCAACUCAUGAAUCUAGAUUUCAGACAAUUGCUUAUCUCCAGCAAAUAUGGUGGCUAGAAAUAGAAGGCGAUUUGGAGUUCGAAUUCCCUGUGGGCACGUACAGCGUGUUCUUCAGGUUGCACCUCGGGCGAGCCUCAUCGAGUAAAGCUCCGAGCGGCCGACCAAUAACAUACAACGGGGAGAAGAUCCACGGCUGGGAUAUUAAGCCAGUUAAGUUCCAGCUGGAAUCAUCAUCCGACGGCCAGCAUUCGGUGUCUCACCGCUUCUUGGAUGAACAUGGGAAAUGGGUGCACCAUCAUGUAGGCGAUUUUGUUGUAGAGGAUUCUAACUCCCCCACAAGGCUCAAGUUCUCAAUGACUCAGAUUGACUGUACACACACUAAAGGUGGACUGUGUUUUGACUCUGUGUUCAUAUUCCCCUGCAGACGUUAAUUAUUAAUCCACAAAUUAAUUGGUUGGAUUUUAUUUAGGUUAGUUUGUGAAUAUAUAUUAGUGAGAUUUCCACUUAUGGUUAUAUUUAUGAAAGAUUUUGUGUAAGAUUGACCCGAUUGUACGAAAUAUUUGUGUAAGAUACCUUCAUACUAUUGAAAAUCGGCGAUUCAUUUUCUUUUA